GGUGUUGCUGCGGGGGGGGGCGGGGUGCGCGCCUCUCGUGACACUCCUCGCAGCUCGGCCUUUCCCAGGGCGUGGGCUGCCCCCUGGCCGCAGCCCUGCGCCUCUCGUCUCCUACCCGCCCGGUGGGCGACCUGGCCACCUUCCUCUCCUCGCCCGUGCUGUGCCUUUCGUGCGCAUUGGCUGCCCCUGGGAAGGAGACGUUACCCGUGCCAUUAAGUACAUGAUCAGCCCCUUCAUUUUACCUGGGAGAGUGUCUGUCUUCAAAUAGUUGCACUCCCAAAUAAGCAAGAUCGGGCAGAUCUGCGUUUCCUAAUAGGAUGAUGAUACAAGCUCCAAUUUAAAAAGAGACAUGAGAGGUACCAGGACGGCUGAAAAGCAUAUCCUGAGUUUUGCAGGGAUUUAGGAGAUUAUGGCAUCUGAAGCCCACAAUGUUAGAAAAUGGAACCUGUUGCAUACCAAGGGUCGUCACAUUGAUCUCAGAAAAAGGAUCUCUCAUUCCACUAAUAAGAACAUGAAGGAGGGUAAGAAAUCUCCAAAACAGUUGGCUUCUUACACAAACAGAACAACAGUUGGACAAACUGUGACGAGCUCCCCUUUUCUUUUCAAAGUAGUAUAUUGUAAAAAAAAAGUUCACUGUUAUACUUCAAAACCUUGUUACAGAAAAAAACAGUUCCCUAAAGUCAGGGGCCGUGACAUGGCAAAUAAGGAAAAUGAACUGGCUUGUGCAGGUAAUCUGCCGGCAAAACUACACGACAGUCAUAUGUUUUUAUUAAAUACCAGUGAUUCUGGCUCCUCUCAAACACAAGGUCCCUCAUCAAAAUACAGUGGAUUUUUUUCAGAGGUUUCUCAGGACCAUGAUACUAUGGCACAAGUUCUUUUUAGUAGAAACCUGAGACUGAAUGUAGCUUUAACCUUCUGGAGAAGAAGAAGUAUAAGUGAACUCAUAGCCUAUUUAGUGAGGAUACAGGAUCCUGGAGUAGUAGUAGAUUGCCUUCCUGUACUUACCAGCAGUUUACAGGAAGAAAAACCAUAUAUUUCAGUUGGCUGCUGUGUAGAUCUGUUUCCUUUAGUAAAAUCACUGCUUAAAAGCAAAUAUGAAGAAUAUGUGAUAGUUGGUCUAAACUGGCUCCUAGCUGUCAUUAAGAGAUGGUGGUCAGAACUGUCUGCACACAUGGAAAAAGUAAAAGAUGGAAAUAUUCAGAUUUUAAAACAACAACUAAGUGGAUUGUGGGAACAAGAAAAUCAUCUGACUCUGGUUCCAGGAUAUACUGGUAAUAUAGCUAAGGAUGUAGGUGCUUAUUUAUUACAGCUACACUGAGAUGCUUGGAGAACUGAGUGCAUAUUUGGCUAAAUAAUCCUUUUAAAUAUCUGUGGAUUUAUACACUAUUUCCAAAAUAUCUCUCUUCUAAGAACUGUUGGCAGAAGAGGACUUUCAAAAACUGUUUAAUGAAACCACUAACAAAAUCCUAACAAUCUACUUCACAUUGAAGUGGAAAAAUGCCUAAUAGGAGCAGCUUUUACUUCAGUGAGGUGAAAGUGUACUAUGAAAACUAUAUGCCUUUUGCUGUAUUUGGGAUUUGUUCAGUUACUUGGUAAAGUCAUUUUAAGUGCUGCUGUGUUUCACUGCGAUAUUGCAUAAAGGAAUAUAAAUUCUACCAUCGUGAAGACAAAACUGCAGAACCAGUUAUAAGGAACCAACAAGGCCAGUCGCCGCCAUAAGAGGGUUUUAAACUGUUUCACAAGAAAAGUUAAAAUGUGCAGCUAUUUUCCAGUUAUGUUGAAAAAACUUUGAAAUGUUUUAGUAUCUUGUUUUAAUCAAAAUAUUAAAGAUGGUUUUUGUUUGCACUAUUGAGAAACUGUAUACAGCAAGAUGCCUUAAUUACUAAUGUUUGAAAAGCCAAUUUAUUAAGAUACAAAAUAUAUCUAUUAGAAUCAACAAAUCAAGACAUGAUGAAAAACUGCUAUAAAAAUCAGGGGUUCACAUUGUGUAAAACUCAUUUGUGAUGCAUUUGCACAUUUUUUUAAAAAAUCAAGUCAAUAUUUCCACUAUAUCUGUUUUUUGGAGAAUCGUCAGAUGUAUAUGACAUAACUAGCAUAUAAAAAUAACUGAAUUUGUUUGGAUAAAUGCGUAUUGCAAAUGUCAGACUGGUGAAUUUAUACAGCUAACACUUUUUUAUUGUAUGUGGAUUUGUAAUAUAUUAAUCUUUAGUUCUAUAUCAUUUAAACUACACAGAUGAGUAAAUGUACUAAAUGUUUCUACUGUUUUUCUUUUUGAAGCUCAGAUCAUUUUACCUGGUUUUUUCCCCCUAGAACAACUUCUUCCACACUACUUUUUUAUUAUGGAUAUUUAUAUCUACUGCUUUAGCAGUGUUUACAGCCAGAAUAGACCUGUAUUUUUUCAGAUCUAACAACUUGUAGGCUACCUCCUCUAACAAAAGUUAACACAUGGCUUUUAUAAAAUUAGUUGUUAAAAGUCUGUUUUUUUUCCUGAUAAAUUCAAGCUACCUUAAAUCUAAAUGGAUCCACAGUGAAACAAAUUCAGUAGCACAGUUUACAGCUAUAUUUUCUCUUACUGAUUGUGAUAUUUUAGUUUAACUGCUCUAACUUAACACUAUGGAAAAUCUUGGGGUUUUUAGACUGGCAACUUUCUCUUGUAUUUUGUGACUAGCGACCAUGCUUGUCCAAAUGAAAUUCUAUGAAGUGCCAACUGUGCACUUAAAAGAGAAGCUGAAAUGUAGAUCUGUAGCAUGUACCCAGCCAAUGACAUUUGUUUUUGAAUUAAAAAUAUUAUGGAAGUUGUCUUCGUGUUUAAAUCAGCAAUUAUAAUUACUGUAGCUUCAUAGGUGUGUUUUUGCAACUUAGCACAGAAGGGUCUAUUGCCAGACUUUUUUUUUCUUCCCCUACAUGCGUAGAGGCUCCUCUGCUUUGCAAAUGAAACAACUAGAGUAUAAAUUUUCAUUGUGGGAAGCGUAAGGCUCUAGAGUAUUACUUCAUUUUGAGUUUAACUUGCAUGAUCAUGGUCGCUAACUUCUGAGAGGAUAAAAGUGUCUUCUCAAUCUGAUGUUUAUCUUUUGUAUAGGUAAAUACCCUUUAACCCUCCAAAGGCUCUGAACAUCUCAACAACACUAUCAUCCUAAGGAACAAGAGACUUAGAACAGCUCCCAAACUUGAAAUUGCUCUAGGACAACUUCAGAUAUAAUUGUGGAAAGUUAAAUUUACCUGUUGACAUCAUCCAAUGAUCUUGUUCUUAUGAGAUGUUAUUUCUGAAGUAGACCUUAAUUGGAUUUUCUUCACUAAUGAGCUUUUGUAAUUUAUUCAGAUUACUGUAACUAAUAGAAUUUAAAAAGUUAAUUUGAACCAAAGUUCUCCUUUUACUGGAAGAAUUGAGUGCCAUCUAUCUUUAGAGGUUUAUCAAGAACUGUAAUUCAUGCUCAUGUAAUUUUGAAACCGAAUUUCCUGCUAAAACUAGUCACUUUCCAGUGUGUUAACCGGGAUUAUAGAACGAAUACUUAGAGAAACUGUAAAGUAAAGAUGUUCUCGUGCACUUUACUGCUCCUCUAUUAUGCAUAAAGAUCUUUAAAUUCCUUUCUUUUGAUUUGUUUUUAUGUGCAAUUGCUAGAGUUUUGAAUCACUCUGCAAGGGUAGUGAGCUCUAAAAGAGAUGAAAACUGUCAGGUUUUCUCCUAGAUUUGGUGGCAAGAAAGAAAAUCAUCCAUAACCUCCAUGAAUAGAAACCUUUCAGAGGCUGACUGGAAUAACUAUAAGUAAAAUGCACAUCUUUUAGUCAGUAUCCAGCUUGACUAUAGUAACAAAGGCAUUGGUUCCAAGUGAAUGUUGCAGGUGGUCAUUGAUCUCUCACCAGAUUAAUUAAGAGGACAGUGGUUGUCUCUUGUAUCCCGUGCCAGCAGUAAAGAUAAGAGUUGUCUAGAGAACCAACUUGGGCAAAUGACUUGUAAACAAUGUAUACCUUUCCACCAAAAGUUCUGCUUCCGCAGCAUUUAUAAGGGAGUACAGUAUUAAAAAUGCAGUGUCUUUCACAUCCGUGCCUUAUCUGAAUGAGUGCAUCUCUUAAUUUGUGACUGUUAGGGAGCUACUAGACUGUGAAAUGAGCAAAAUUCUUGGUCACUGGUAUCAAAAUAAUUCUAACCAAAGCUUCAUUUAUCAACCCAGCAAUAUAUAUUUUGACUGCUUCAGAACUAGUUAAAUGUUUAAAAAAAAAAAAAGGCGGUGGGGGAGGAGGGUGCAGCUUAGUUGCAAGUUAUCAGGAUUAGUCUGCUGCCUGCUAUUUGCUUUUCACAACUGGCUGGGAAUGAGUUGUGUUAUAAUGGAAUGUAUUGUGUGUAAUGUCAAAUCAAAAAAGUGAUACAAUGGGUAAAAAUGUCAGCAUUUGUAUAAACUUAUAAAAUCCUUGUGUAGUGACUGUCUUAAUUUAUCUAUUCAAGAGUCCUUACUGGACCAAUGAAUAAUUCAGUGAAAAAAUAAACUUCCCUCUACUCUGUU
This is a messenger RNA of Mauremys mutica (yellowpond turtle), 4499 nucleotides long. It is a transcript of the gene KATNBL1, whose product is annotated as katanin regulatory subunit B1 like 1. The transcript has 10 exons. The coding region runs from base 410 to 1318 and encodes 302 amino acids. Lineage: Eukaryota; Metazoa; Chordata; Testudines; Geoemydidae. Gene Ontology annotation, molecular function: microtubule binding. Gene Ontology annotation, cellular component: nucleolus. The record is from RefSeq and is a predicted model, not a curated record.